Emiliania huxleyi CCMP1516 is the source of this 786-nucleotide messenger RNA. RefSeq lists its product as hypothetical. The record is from RefSeq and is a predicted model, not a curated record. The transcript has 2 exons. Bases 1 to 786 code for a protein of 261 amino acids. Lineage: Eukaryota; Haptophyta; Isochrysidales; Noelaerhabdaceae.
AUGCCAGACGACGCCGCCGCCCGCGGCCAGCCGCUCGAGCCGAGCGCCUUCACCGACGCGCCCGCAGAGCUCCCGGACUGGUCCCGCACCUUUUGCGGCUACAACGAGCGCUUCGUGGCGCCCUUCUCCUUUGCGGUCGCCGGGCACCGCCUCUCCCUCACGCAGUCCUUCGUGGCGUCGCCGGCGCAUCAGGCAGAGGCGCGGAGCUCCGCCGACGGCCUCGCAACGGGGUCGACCGUCUGGGACGCGGGCGCAGUGCUCGGCGCGAUGCUGCUGCGCCAGCCGCCUCCCACCGUCGGCCUCUCCGCGUGCGGCGGCUGCGAGGGCGCGUGCCUCGACCUCGGCUCGGGCACCGGCAUCGUCGGCCUGGCGGCGGCGGCGAGCGGCGCGUUUGCUCGGGUGGUGCUGACCGACCUGCCUUCGGUGGUGUCGCUGCUCGAGGCGAACGCGGCGCGCAACGCGGCGAGAUUGCCCGCGUCGGUGCGCGUCUCCGUCGAGGCGGAGCGGCACGGCCCGUUUCGGCUCGUCGUGGGGGGCGACCUGCUGUACCGCCCGCCGACGGUGCAGCCGCUGCUGGGCGUGCUCGACGCGGUGUGCGGCGCCGAGACGCACGUGCUGCUCGCCGCCUCGCUGCAGCACUCGCCAGAGACGAUGCGUCUCUUCGCGGAGGCGGCGCGCGGGCGCGGCUUCGAGGGGCGCAUCCUGCCCGCGGGUGAGCAGCACCCGAGCUACGCCUCGGGGGAGGUCCGGAUCCUGCACCUAAGUAGAAGGCAGCACCCGCGGUGA